Propithecus coquereli (Coquerel's sifaka) is the source of this 4010-nucleotide messenger RNA. It is a transcript of the gene IPO13, whose product is annotated as importin 13. Gene Ontology annotation, biological process: protein import into nucleus. Bases 781 to 3672 code for a protein of 963 amino acids. NCBI's taxonomy places the organism in Eukaryota, Metazoa, Chordata, Mammalia, Primates, Indriidae. The transcript has 20 exons. The record is from RefSeq and is a predicted model, not a curated record. Gene Ontology annotation, cellular component: nuclear membrane; cytoplasm. Gene Ontology annotation, molecular function: small GTPase binding.
AGUUCCGCUGGGCCGUGCCGAGCCGUGCCGGGCCAGGACGGGCGGGCGUGGGGUCCUGAGUUGACAGUGCCGGGGACAGGCGCUCGGGGCAGCCCGCGCCUUGCUAAGGUCCCCGCCCCGUCCCGGCUGGGCUGGCUUGUCUGUCAGUCACUGGGGCGGAGGCAGCGGCGGUAGCCGGGCAGGAGCCGGGCGGAGAGCACAGCGCGGGCCGGGCCGAGCGGAGGAGACCUGCCACAGCCCCUCAACUCCACGGACUCUUCGCCCCUGACUCGCGAAGCUGCACCUCUGCGCUUCAUUAGACGCCUCCAUAACCUGCGAAGGGCUCUCUCUACCGUGACCCCCCAGCCCCUUGACCUCCUCAUAGCACCAGAGAGCUCCCCGAGACGGUGUUGUGGGUACAGGCCAUCGACCCUGUGACCCCUCACGGGCCAGGGGCUCGGUUUACCCCACAGGCCUCCCUCUCCUAUGACUCCCUCCUCACAGAUUCUGGGGACAGAGCCGUGACCUACCACUAGGACCUCCGCCUGCGAGCUCCUCACUGACGGCUCCCUCCUUGGAGUCCCCCUCAGUGGCUCUCCUAAGAGCACCCCUUUUGGUCUCUGGCAAGCCCCCCACCCCCAAACGAGGUGGGGAGGCCUCGGCAGCCAUGCCCGCCCUGGGCCCCCCCUUACCCCACCACUCCCUGGGCACCCAAGCCAGGGUCUAGCAGGGGGCCAGCAGCCAAGGGGCUGGGGCAGGAUAUAGAUCAGGGUCCACCUCCCUGCUAGGGAGGGAGCAAAGAUGGAGCGGCGGGAGGAGCAGCCGGGGGCUGCAGGGGCUGGAGCAGCACCAGCCUUGGACUUCACUGUGGAGAACGUGGAGAAGGCGCUGCACCAGCUCUACUACGACCCUAACAUUGAGAACAAGAACCUGGCUCAGAAGUGGCUGAUGCAGGCCCAGGUCUCCCCACAGGCCUGGCACUUCAGCUGGCAGCUACUGCAGCCUGACAAGGUGCCUGAGAUCCAGUACUUUGGGGCCAGUGCUCUGCAUAUCAAGAUCUCUCGCUACUGGAGUGACAUUCCCACUGACCAGUAUGAAAGCCUAAAGGCACAGCUCUUCACUCAGAUCACCCGUUUUGCCAGUGGCUCCAAGAUUGUGCUGACUCGGCUGUGCGUGGCACUGGCCUCACUGGCUCUCAGCAUGAUGCCUGAUGCUUGGCCAUGUGCUGUGGCAGAUAUGGUACGACUCUUCCAGGCUGAGGACUCACCAGUGGAUGGCCAGGGCCGCUGCCUGGCCCUGCUAGAACUGUUGACAGUGCUGCCUGAGGAGUUCCAGACCAGCCGCCUUCCCCAAUACCGCAAAGGCCUGGUACGGGCCAGCCUGGCAGUGGAGUGUGGGGCUGUCUUCCCAUUGCUGGAGCAGCUGCUACAGCAACCCAGCUCACCCAGCUGUGUGCGUCAGAAGGUGCUCAAAUGUUUCUCCAGCUGGGUGCAGCUGGAGGUGCCACUGCAGGACUGUGAGGCACUCAUUCAGGCUGCCUUCGCUGCCCUGCAGGACUCAGAGCUCUUCGACAGCAGUGUGGAGGCCAUUGUCAACGCCAUCUCACAGCCUGAUUCCCAGAGGUAUGUGAACACACUCCUGAAACUCAUCCCACUGGUGCUGGGACUGCAGGAACAAUUGCGACAGGCAGUGCAGAAUGGGGACAUGGAGACCUCCCAUGGCAUCUGUCGCAUUGCUGUUGCUCUGGGCGAGAACCACUCCCGGGCCUUGCUGGACCAAGUAGAGCACUGGCAGAGCUUUCUGGCACUUGUCAACAUGAUUAUGUUCUGCACGGGCAUCCCUGGCCACUAUCCUGUCAAUGAGACUACCAGUUCCCUAACCCUCACCUUCUGGUACACACUGCAGGAUGACAUUCUGUCCUUUGAGGCAGAGAAGCAGGCUGUGUACCAGCAAGUGUACCGGCCAGUCUACUUCCAGCUGGUGGAUGUGCUUCUGCACAAGGCCCAGUUCCCUUCUGAUGAGGAAUAUGGAUUCUGGUCCUCAGAUGAGAAGGAGCAGUUCCGAAUUUACAGGGUGGACAUCUCAGACACGCUCAUGUAUGUCUACGAGAUGCUGGGGGCCGAGCUGCUCAGCAACCUCUAUGACAAACUGGGCCGUUUGCUCACCAGCUCAGAGGAGCCCUACUCCUGGCAGCAUACAGAGGCCCUGCUCUACGGCUUCCAAUCCAUCGCAGAGACCAUUGACGUCAACUAUUCUGAUGUGGUACCUGGGCUCAUUGGACUCAUCCCACGAAUCAGCAUCAGCAACGUGCAACUGGCAGAUACUGUCAUGUUCACCAUUGGAGCUCUGUCUGAAUGGCUAGCUGACCACCCUGUUAUGAUCAACAGCGUUCUGCCCCUUGUACUGCAUGCCCUAGGCAAUCCUGAGCUCUCUGUCUCUUCUGUUUCCACCCUCAAGAAGAUCUGCCGUGAGUGCAAGUAUGACCUGCCGCCCUAUGCUGCCAAUAUUGUGGCUGUCUCCCAGGAUGUGCUGAUGAAACAAAUCCACAAGACGAGCCAGUGCAUGUGGUUGAUGCAGGCACUGGGCUUCCUGCUGUCAGCUCUGCAGGUGGAGGAGAUCCUUAAGAACCUGCACUCACUCAUCUCGCCCUAUAUCCAACAGCUGGAGAAGCUGGCAGAAGAGAUACCCAAUCCCUCCAACAAGCUGGCCAUUGUGCACAUCUUGGGGCUUCUCUCCAACCUCUUCACCACACUGGAUGUCAGUCAUCAUGAGGAUGAUCAUGAAGGCCCUGAGCUUCGGAAGCUGCCAGUGCCACAGGGACCCAACCCCGUGGUGGUGGUACUGCAGCAGGUCUUCCAGCUUAUCCAGAAGGUGCUGAGCAAAUGGUUGAAUGAUGCCCAGGUGGUAGAGGCGGUAUGCGCUAUCUUUGAGAAGUCUGUUAAGACGCUGCUGGAUGACUUUGCCCCCAUGGUGCCACAGCUGUGUGAGAUGCUGGGUCGGAUGUACAGCACUAUCCCCCAGGCCUCUGCUCUUGACCUCACGCGGCAGCUGGUUCACAUCUUUGCUCACGAGCCUGCCCACUUUCCUCCAAUUGAGGCCCUCUUCCUGCUCGUCACCUCCGUCACACUCACUCUCUUCCAGCAAGGGCCCAGGGAUCAUCCUGAUAUUGUUGAUUCAUUUAUGCAACUCCUGGCACAGGCUCUGAAGCGGAAGCCAGAUUUGUUCCUGUGUGAACGGUUGGAUGUCAAAGCUGUAUUCCAGUGCGCUGUGCUGGCCCUCAAGUUCCCCGAGGCACCUACUGUCAAGGCCUCCUGUGGCUUCUUUACAGAGCUGCUGCCUCGGUGUGGGGAAGUAGAAUCUGUAGGAAAGGUGGUCCAGGAGGAUGGUCGUAUGCUGCUCAUAGCAGUGCUGGAGGCCAUCGGGGGCCAGGCCUCCCGCAGCCUCAUGGACUGCUUUGCUGACAUCCUGUUCGCACUGAACAAACACUGCUUCAGUCUCCUGAGCAUGUGGAUCAAGGAGGCACUGCAGCCACCUGGUUUUCCCUCUGCCCGCCUCAGCCCUGAACAGAAGGACACCUUCAGCCAACAGAUCCUUCGUGAGCGAGUGAACAAAAGGCGGGUGAAGGAGAUGGUGAAGGAGUUCACACUGCUGUGCCGGGGGCUACAUGGCACAGAUUACACAGCCGACUACUGAGGGGCGCCCCCGUCCCACCUACCCCUUCUCAUCCCUCCCUGUCCCCAAAGAGUAAACCUGGACCCUCAUUGCUGCCUCUGCUUCCCUUCUGUUGCCACCACCGCCUAACUGAAAGCCUGGGUCCAGAGGCCUGGGGGAAAGAUGGGAGGAUGCUUGGGCCCAGGCCUUGGGAGAGAAUGGUGGGAACACCCUCUAGCUCCUAGGGUAGAAGAGGUACUGCUGUAGCCAAGCCACCUAGGCUGGAGCCAUUCAGAAUACUACCAUUUACUUUGUGGUGGGGUGGGGCCUGCAUUAGUGUCAUCAACCCUCCAUCCCCAUUAAAUUAGUCCCAACAUGCA